Molecule: messenger RNA, 838 nt
Organism: Cuscuta campestris
Lineage: Eukaryota; Viridiplantae; Streptophyta; Magnoliopsida; Solanales; Convolvulaceae
Source: the annotation of a GenBank genome assembly
AUGGCAUGGCCAUAUUACUGUUGGGCUACACCAAAGCAUAGGCCCAAAUACCGAUUGCAUUAAACCCUAGAGGAAGACCCUUUUCUACAUUUCCUUGCGGCAGCUCCUCAAUCCUCCUCAUUCAUCACAGCCGUCUUCUUCGUUCAGGUGAGAACGGUCAAGAUGAGCAAGGGGAGCGCCGGCGCCGUCAAGGGAGGGAAGAAGAAGGGAGCGACGUUCGUUAUCGACUGCUCCAAGCCAGUGGAAGACAAAAUCAUGGACAUCGCCUCGCUGGAGAAGUUCCUCCAGGAGCGCAUCAAGGUCGGCGGCAAGGCCGGAGCUCUCGGCGACUCCGUCACCGUCGUCCGCGAGAAGACGAAGAUCACCGUCACUUCCGAUUCCAACUUUUCCAAGAGGUAUUUGAAGUACUUGACAAAGAAAUACUUGAAGAAGAACAGCGUGCGCGACUGGCUCCGUGUUAUUUCUUCAAACAAGGAUAAAAACGUCUACGAGUUGAGAUAUUUCAACAUUGCUGAGAAUGAAGAGGAGGAUGAAGAUUAAGUGCCAUUAUCAAUCCUUUUUUCCCCAGAUGGUUUCGCAACCCAUUUUGAUUUCUUGAUAUGAUAAUUAUUGUAUCAAUACUCUCGUUUUAACAUUAGUUAUCCUAUGGAACAAGAUAUUUCACCUUUCCAUGUUUUCAGUUGAGCAAUUUCCUUUCCCUUAAAUGAUUGUGUACUGGCUCCUCUCCUUUUUGAACUUAUAAUCUUGUAGCCAUGUUUUUCCUUUUGAUUCUCAUUCAUGCUCUCCCAUUUUACAUGUUUAUUAUUACUAUUUACAUGAUUAAAUCAUUUCUUUUUUA